AAAACAGAAUAAAAAAAAAUACUAUAAAUAAACCCAAACUUAAAUAAACCAAAUGUUGUUCCUCCUCCUAAAUAGCGAAGCCACAGCACUAAAGUUCCUUCCAUCCGCAGAGGCGACGUGUGGGGAGCAUGAACGACGUCUUCUGCACGACUUGCUAGACAAUUACAAUCAGCUGGAGAGACCUGUUGGGAACGAGAGUGAGCCAGUGGUGGUGUCCUUUGGUAUAACACUCCAGCAGAUUAUAGACGUGGAUGAGAAGAAUCAGCUCCUAAUAACAAACACAUGGUUAAAAUUGGAAUGGAACGACGUAAACCUACGGUGGAACGAGAGUGAUUAUGGAGGAAUUAAGGAUCUAAGAAUUCCGCCUUAUAAGAUUUGGAAACCCGAUGUAUUGAUGUACAACAGCGCGGAUGAGGGUUUCGAUGGCACCUACCAGACCAAAGUGGUGGUUUCUUCCGACGGCACCUGCCUCUAUAUACCACCUGGCAUCUUCAAGUCCACCUGCAAAAUAGAUAUCACCUGGUUCCCCUUUGACGACCAAAGGUGCAAGAUGAAAUUUGGCUCAUGGACCUACUCUGGAUGGCAGCUGGAUCUUCAACUGCAGUCAGAGGAUGGAGGUGACCUUAGUGACUUUAUCAAGAAUGGCGAAUGGGACCUUAUUGGUUGUCCUGGGAAAAGAAACGCCAUAUACUACAAAUGUUGUCCUGAACCGUAUGUAGAUGUAACUUUCGAAAUAGUGAUACGGAGGCGAACGUUAUAUUAUUUCUGCAACCUUAUACUUCCCUGUGUGCUGAUUGCAUCUAUGGCUGUUCUUGGGUUUACGCUGCCCCCAGACUGCGGCGAGAAGCUGUCCCUAGGUAACGAAUUAUUUUGAUACCCUUGAGAGGUUUUCACUUGCUGUUAUGAUACUAGGUCUUGAAUUUACCUUUAUGAGUUUUCCCUAAUCCUUUUUUGGGUUCUUUGUCACGUUUUGAUUAUGAUUAUUAUGGAUUAUUAUUGAUUAUCGGUUGGUUUGUUUUGGUUUUGUGUUCGUUUUUCCAUUAUGGUUAUUAUUAUGAUUACUAUUAUUACUAUGGUUUGGAAUAUUCGUUUCUUAUUGUACAUUUUUUACUACCAUAACCGUAAUUAGUACUCGAUAUAGUGUUAGUUGGUAAGAACGGGAUUUUGACAGAGCAUCCCUCAUUACCCAAGAUUUCCUGUUGUUGAGAUUCUCAAUUGAUAUACCAUUUUAUGCCCUGCAACGGGGAAGGUAACACCGAUUUCACGCCAAAGGGGAGGUCAGGGGUGGGUGAUGAUCUUAGUUCCGACCUCCUGAGAUGAUAAUCAUUGAACAGCGAACCAGGAGCCAGGGCGAACGAGUCCAAGCUAGUUGAAGAGGAUGGCUUAGAUGCUUUGAAUAGGAAGGAUUUUUCAAUUGAAUAAACGAGAGAGAAGGUGUAGAGAGAGAAGAGAAAAAUAAUAAUAAUAAUAAUGAUCAAUCAAGUCAGUGGUCUAACUCAGGGUGGGUUCAGCAUGAGAUUCCUUGUAAGAUGUUUUGUUUCCAUCGUCUUGCCCGGCUCCUCGUUCAACCACCAAACCCAUCCCGUCCCAACACAACUUGUUUCUUGUCCGCUCUAUUCCAACCUCUCUGCUUCUCCUUUUUUAUUAUUAUUCUCCUCUGCCGGCCACAGCGUUUUCUGUUUUUUUUUUCUUUUUUUUUACUUUCUUUUUUGGUUGAUUUGUUUCACGAAUGACGAGAGAACCGUAAGAGGCUAACAAGAGGAAUCGUAUCGAAGAGAUCUGCGAAAGCCCAUGGACGUGGAAUACUCUAAUAAUAAAAAAAAAUCAAAAUAUAAAAACCAAGUACCUCUUUCAUUCAAUUAAAAACAAAGCCUCAGGGGCCAAGACAGCGGUCGAGCGCCGCCGGAGAGCGGGUGUAGAGAGAGAGCGAGAGAGAGAGAGAUAGCACGAGAGCGCGGGCGAUCACGAACGCACGCUGCCUCCGCCACCGCCGCCGUCGCCGCCACCUCGAGUGAAGACGAGAGAGAGAGAGAGAGAGAGAGAGUGAGACACUCUGCCUCAGCGAGAUCCUUCCAAUGGCUCUUCUCCGAAACCUAAUUCCUUUUUUUCACUAAUUAACGUUAUUUUACAGAGGUUCCUGGUGAGCGAAACGUACAGACGUACCAAUGCUGCCCAGAGCCAUAUGUGGACAUAACCUUCAUCAUCAAGAUACGGCGACGCACAAUCUAUUAUUUAUACAAUCUGGUUCUGCCCUGUAUAAUGAUAAGCAGUAUGACUUUGCUUGGCUUCACACUGCCCCCUGACA
Penaeus vannamei (Pacific white shrimp) is the source of this 2305-nucleotide messenger RNA. NCBI's taxonomy places the organism in Eukaryota, Metazoa, Arthropoda, Malacostraca, Decapoda, Penaeidae. The record is from RefSeq and is a predicted model, not a curated record.